GCUCUUGUUACCCAGGCUGGAGUGCAAUGGCGCGAUCUCGGCUCACCGCAACCUCCACCUCCUGGGUUCAAGCAAUUCUCCUGCCUCAGCCUCUCAAGUAGCUGGGACUACAAGCGCGCGCCACCAUGCCCAGCUAAUUUUUGUAUUUUUAUAGAGACGGGGUUUCACCUUGUUGACCAGGAUGGUCUCAUCUCUUAACCUAGUGAUCCACCCGCCUCGGCCUCCGAAUGUGCUGGGAUUAUAGGCGUGAGCCACCGCGCUCGGCCAACUAGUUUUCAGUAUUUCAAAGAGUCGUGCAACCGUCACGCCGAAAGAAACCCUGUACCCACUGGCAGUCACUCCCUGUACCUUCCGUGGCUCCUCCAAAGAACUCUUCGAUGCAAGUAAACAAACAUCCAUUAACACAAGUAUGUUCCAGGCGCCAUGCUAGGUACUGUUAAGAAAAACGUAUUACUACCGUUAAGACUUCCUUUUUUUUUUGGAGACAAGAGUUUCGCUGUUGUUGCCCAGACUGGAUUGCAGUGGCGCGAUCUCGGCUCACCGCGACCUCCGCCUUUUGGGUUCAAGCAAUUCUCCUGCCUCAGCCUCCCGAGUAGCUGUAUUUUUAGUAGAGACGGGGUUUCACCAUGUUGACCAGGACGGUCUCGAUCUCUUGACCUUGUGAUCCGCCCGUCUCGGCCUCCCAAAGUGCUGGGAGCCACCACGCCCGGCCAAGACUUCUUCUUACCGUGGCACUUCUGCUCAGGCAGGUCCCUUCGCUCUAGGACGCCCUCUCUACACGACCCCACUACGUCCCCUCCCCGGAAUUCCUUCCCAACCCUCAACGACCAUCUGGCCCAACUAGCUGCGAACCCCGCAGCUGUCGUGGCUGUGUAGACAGUUAUUCGAACCGCUCCCUUGCAAGCACUUGAAACUCAAUACAUGUUUGCGGAACUGAACACAGCGUGUGCCUGCAGCGAGGCAUCUUUUCCUGGAAUCGCCAGCCCUUCAAGCUCCAUCUCAGUGAUCGGACAGUCAACCCCGACCCCUCGACUCCGGAAAUGACUGAGGAAACGGAACUUCCAUAACGUCAGCAAUCACAGAUUUGAGCGGGCUAGGAGGGUUUGGCUCUUCAGGUCACGUCUGCGCGGAGAGACCUCCAGCCCUCCGUGGUCCGUGCUUCCGCUCCGGAUGCCUGCCCCGCCCCUUCCGGCUCUCUGGAGCCCCGGGCCCGCCUCGACGCCGGCCGUGACGAAGGCACGCUGGGGUGACCUCACCCUCCAACAUGGCGGCGGCGGUAGAUUAGGGCCGCGGGUCGGAGCAGCCGCCGCCGCUGGGAGACCCUGUCGGAAGCAGCCGCCGCCGCCGCCUCUUUCACCUCUUCUGGGGCAGGGGCCAGGGCCAGGUUUUAUACAUCCGUAAGUAGACCUUUUUGGAGCUCCACCAGCCAAUUCAAUGGCGUCCUCUUCUACUGUGCCUCUGGGAUUUCACUAUGAAACAAAGUAUGUUGUUCUCAGCUACUUGGGACUCCUCUCUCAGGAGAAGCUGCAAGAGCAUCUUUCCUCACCCCAAGGGAUUCAACUAGAUACGGCUUCACAGUCUCUGGAUGAAGAAAUUUUAUUAAAAGUUAAAACUGAAAUUGAAGAAGAGCUAAAAUCUCUGGACAAAGAAAUUUCUGAAGCCUUCACCAGCACGGGCUUUGACCGGCACACUUCUCCAGUGUUCAGCCCUGCCAAUCCAGAAAGCUCAAUGGAAGACUGCCUGGCCCAUCUUGGAGAAAAAGUGUCCCAGGAACUGAAAGAGCCUCUCCAUAAAGCAUUACACAUGCUCCUGAGCCAGCCAGUGACAUAUCAGGCAUUUCGGGAAUGUACACUGGAGACCGCAGUUCAUGCCAGCGGCUGGAAUAAGAUUUUGGUGCCUCUGGUUUUGCUGCGACAAAUGCUUUUGGAGUUGACAAGGCGUGGUCAAGAAUCUUUGAGUGCACUGCUGAAGUUUGGCGUGACGUAUCUGGAAGACUAUUCGGCAGAGUACAUCAUUCAGCAAGGUGGCUGGGGCACUGUGUUUAGUCUUGAGUCAGAGGAGGAGGAAUACCCUGGAAUCACUGCAGAAGAUAGCAAUGACAUUUAUAUCCUGCCCAGCGACAACUCUGGACAAGUCAGUCCCCCAGAGUCUCCAACUGUGACCACUUCCUGGCAGUCUGAGAGCCUACCUGUCUCACUGUCAGGUAGCCAGAGUUGGCACACAGAAAGCCUGCCAGUGUCUCUAGGCCCUGAGUCCUGGCAGCAGAUUGCAAUGGAUCCUGAAGAAGUGAAAAGUUUAGACAGCAACGGAGCUGGAGAGAAGAGUGAGAACAACUCCUCCAAUUCUGACAUCGUGCACGUGGAGAAAGAAGAAGUACCUGAGGGCGUGGAAGAGGCUGCUGUGGCUCCUGUGGUCUUGCCGGCAGGGGAGCUGCAAGAGGCACUUCCUGAAGCCCCGGCUCCCUUGCUUCCACACAUCACUGCCACCUCCUUGCUGGGAGCAAGGGAACCUGACACAGAAGUGAUCACAGUGGAGAAGUCCAGCCCUGCUACAUCUCUGUUCGUAGAACUUGGUGAAGAAGAGAUAAAAGCAGCAACAGUUGGAGCUACUGAAGUGGAGGAAGUGGUUCCCACACUGGAACCCACAGAAAUGCUGCUGAGUGAGAAGGAGACAAACGAAAGGGAAGAGAGCCCUGUGGAAGAGCUGCCCCCCGCCGGCGAGGUGAAGCCCAUGCCACUGUCUGAGGGAAAGUCUAUACUGCUGUUUGGAGGGGCUGCUGCCGUUGCCAUCCUGGCAGUGGCUGUUGGGGUAGCCCUGGCUCUGAGAAAGAAAUAGGUUUUCAGAAGAGAAAGACAGAAGGGUGUAAGGUUCGAGUUGUACUGGCUGGAAUGUGAACUGCCAGCAACUGUGUGAACAUUUGUGGGACACUCUGGGAUAAUUGGGGACUUCUCAACAUGGCAGUGGGUUGACCCACAUGUUAGGGCUUAAGGUGGGGUGUUCACGUUCGUCUGACUAUAAAUCCCAAGGGCCUUGGCUCAUGCUAAAUUGAGAAUCUUAAGGGUAAAGCUUCCCCUCCCAGACAGGGUUUCUCAGCCUUGGCACUAGUGAUACUCUGAUCGGUCUCUGUGGCGGGGCUGUCCUGUGUGUGCUGGAUGUUCAGCAGCGUCCCUGGCCUCCACCCAUUAGAUGCCAGGGGCACACCACUCUCAGACGACAACCAAAAAUGUCUCUAGACAUUGCCAAAUGUCCCCUGUGACGGCAUCAUCCCCCAUUCAGAGCCACUGCUUUAGAGGGAGAGGGUGUACUUAGGAAGAACUGGGAUAGAAAUUCCCAGCCGAGAGCUUAGCCAUGGGCUCCUCAGCUACUGACUUGUCAGCUCAUAAUCCCCUUAGAGGUUCGUCCUUCCUGAUGAGCAGGCUGGGCUCUGCAGCCACUCCUUUUUCGUCCCCCUGCCCCUCAUCCUGGAGUGUGAGGGUGCUCGCCUGUCCUCAGCUGCCUCUCAGGGACUCACUGUUCCUCUUCACCCCCAGGUUCCUGCUAAGAUCCCACAGGAGAGGGCUUGCUCAGACCUGUCAAGUCCCCAAAGCUUCCUGCAACUCCACCUUGUAAAAAUGAUGCCUUUAGGAGUCUUUGAAACAUAUAUACAGAGAAAAUAAUAUGAAAGAGACCUGGGUCCUCACUUGGGAAUGAAAUUGCAAGUAACUGGCUAGAGAGACACCUUUGUCUUGUGUCAGGGAAGGAGGAUAACCUGGAUGACCUGAAGUCUCUUCAGCCUUUUCCUGGUGGUCACCCACUCUCUGUGGGUACUUGCCAGCAGCAUCUCUCUUGCUGGGUGGUCACUGUCUGUAACCCUGGGCUAGUAUAUGUUUUCCAGUAUGUGAGCACAGUCUUACUACUGACCAGUUCUGUGCAUCUCUUGCCAGGUGGUAAGGAUUUUCAUUCUUGGGCUUACAGAGCCAGUUAGAUCAUAACUCUUAUUAAAUAUCACUGAAAUAAGAAGUAGGAAAAGAAGCUUGAACUCUAAGACUGAGGCUGCCCUGCAGAUUUUAGUUUGGCCUUCAGAGUUCAGAAAUGGCAGUGUCUUCACCUGAGUUCUUCACAGAGCAAAUGCCAGGGCAAUAAACCAAAAUAGUCCUAAUGAGCAUAGGCUAGUUGAGCAUCAGCAUCCUGUUCUUUCCUCUGGCUGUUCCCAGCCCUAAGGAGGGGGAGACCUGGGUCUUUCCAUGUCCAAGGGUACGACAUCACCGUGCAGGGCACACGUGCUUGGUUUAAAAAGGUCAUCUUAGAUUUAUCUUAGCAAAUGUAAUAAAUUAUUUUUUAGAUCCUGAAAUUUAUAAUAAAAUACUUUACCUACCCUGGUCACCAAAACCUGAUGUUUUAAAUGCAUUGUUUUGUUUUGUUUUGUUUUUUUUUGGAAAUUUAUGUUUUAAAAUAAAAUCUCCCUAAAGCCA
Messenger RNA from Callithrix jacchus (white-tufted-ear marmoset), 4451 nucleotides. The record is from RefSeq and is a predicted model, not a curated record. Lineage: Eukaryota; Metazoa; Chordata; Mammalia; Primates; Cebidae.